UGUGUCCGCUGCUUGGCUCAGUUUCGGUUGAAAGCCAAAGGCGAGCGGUUCUCUCACGGCUUUUGUUGAGCUCGGCUCGUCUCGUCUCGCCGUUUCACGUCUCGUAUCGUCUCGUCUCGUUUUGUUUCGUUUCGGUUCUUGUGCCACACAGAAAGAACAGCGGACAAAGUUACAGCGCGCUGAUAGAAAAGACGCGAGUGCCAAGCACAAAUAAACAUAAAGAAGCGCCGUUAUUCGUGAAUAUCUUGCCAAUUGUAUUAUUUUUUUUUAUUGUUAUUGUUAUUUGAAUAUUGGUUUGUGCCGUCGGCAAAGCUCAGUGGGGGAGCGAGACAAGUGAAGGAGUCGGCGCCACCACAUGACCACAAUGCCACCGGAAAUGUCCACAACUACGGCAGCCGUUGGGGACACACCGGGCACCCUUACGACCUCGCCCUCGGCCACGCAGGCGCCGCGCUCCCGCUUCAUGAUCACGGACAUAUUGGCCGGCAGUGCCGCUGCGGCAGCCGCUGCUGCUGCCGCCGCUGCUGCGAUGGCGGCUGCCGCCGGACGCGGCUCGGCCAGUCCGCCCCAUCAGCAGCACCAGCAGCAGCAGCAGGCGCAACAGACGCAGCAGCAAGUCCAGCAGCAGGCGGCACUGCAGCACUACUUGGCCCAGCAGCAGCAGCUGCUGCGCUUCGAGCGCGAACGUGAGCGCGAUCGUGAGCGGGAGCGGGAGAGGGAACGAGAGCGGGAGAGGGAGAGGGAGCGGGAGCAGUAUCAUCAUGUGGCGCCACUGCUGGCCCACUUCCCGCCCAGCCACUAUGCGGUGCUGCAGCAACAGCAGCAGCAUCCGCAUGCGCACCCGCAUUCGCAUCACCAUCAGCUGCAGCUGGAACGGGAACGCCUCGAGGCGUUGCAUCGUCAUGGUGCCAAUGUACCGCUCGGCGGCGCCGGCGGCCUUGUCGAUGGCCAAGAUGAGCGAUCGCGUUCGCCCCUUGUGCUCCAUUCGCUGGACGGCGGCGGCGGCGGCGGCAACAGCAGCAGCAACAACAACAAUAAUAGCAGCAGCAGCAACAACAACAACAACAACAUCAGCGGGAGCAGCAACAACAACAUCAACAACAACAGCGGGAACACAAGCGGCAUGCUGCUGGGCGGCACGGGCAGCAGCAUCAGCGGCGAUCAGGCGAGCACCAUCGAUGACAGCGACAGCGACGACUGCGGCGGCAAAGACGAUGACGGCGAGGAUAGCAUGAAGAAUGGCAACAGCAGCGCCAAUGGGGACUCCCAUUUGGGGCUGAGCCUGAGCAAGAAGCAGCGCAAGGCGCGCACCGCCUUCACCGACCAUCAGCUGCAGACGUUGGAGAAGUCCUUCGAGCGGCAGAAGUAUCUCAGCGUGCAGGAUCGCAUGGAGCUGGCCAACAAGCUGGAGCUGAGCGACUGCCAGGUGAAGACCUGGUAUCAGAAUCGCAGAACCAAGUGGAAGCGCCAGACCGCCGUGGGCCUGGAGCUGCUCGCCGAGGCCGGCAACUACGCAGCCUUUCAGCGGCUCUACGGCAGCGCCACGCCCUACUUGAGCGCCUGGCCGUACGCAGCCGCCGCCGCGGCCCAGACGCCGCACGGCGCCCCGCCCUCGGCCAUCGAUAUCUACUACCGGCAGGCGGCGGCCGCCGCGGCGCUGCAGAAGCCGGCGCUGCCCGCCACCUACAUGUACCCCAGCCGCAUGCCCCCGGGCAUGGGGCUGCCGGGCAUGCCGCCGCCGCCGGGAGCCGCGCCCAUGCUGGGCGGCUACUAUGCGCCGCCGCUGGCGCCGCGCGAGCGCUCGCCGGCCACCAGCCAGAGCGCCAACAGCGAGGCCGACUACGAGCGCAGCAGCAGCAGUCGGCAGCGCCUGCUGACGCCGAGUCCGCCCCUCAAUCCGGGCAGCCCGCCGCCGCGCCGCGAUCACGGCCCAGCCGAGGAGGCGCCACUGGCGUCAGCCGCCAAGACGCCGCCGCUGGAGGCGGAGCGCGGGGAGCUGACGACGCUGACGGCGCUGCCAGCGGUCGACGUCGAUGAGGACGAAGAGGACGAGGAGCUGGCGCUCGAGGUGUGAGGCAGAGCAGCGGCCGCAGCAGCAGAGCUGGAUCUCAGAGGGCGACUACGAAAUGUCUCGCAACAAAU
This is a messenger RNA of Drosophila arizonae, 2142 nucleotides long. RefSeq names its product homeobox protein BarH2 (gene B-H2). Gene Ontology annotation, molecular function: DNA-binding transcription factor activity, RNA polymerase II-specific; DNA binding. Lineage: Eukaryota; Metazoa; Arthropoda; Insecta; Diptera; Drosophilidae. The record is from RefSeq and is a predicted model, not a curated record. Gene Ontology annotation, biological process: regulation of DNA-templated transcription.